Archocentrus centrarchus (flier cichlid) is the source of this 888-nucleotide messenger RNA. RefSeq names its product ORAI calcium release-activated calcium modulator 1b (gene orai1b). The record is from RefSeq and is a predicted model, not a curated record. Gene Ontology annotation, cellular component: membrane. The transcript has 2 exons. Lineage: Eukaryota; Metazoa; Chordata; Actinopteri; Cichliformes; Cichlidae. Gene Ontology annotation, biological process: store-operated calcium entry. The coding region runs from base 144 to 815 and encodes 223 amino acids. Gene Ontology annotation, molecular function: store-operated calcium channel activity.
GGUACAGCAGUAGCAGCACGCUGAAGACUGACAAGAAUUUGCUUCCGCAGUUUUGUUAGCGGGCGAGGUUAAAUGCUUUGUAACUGUACACUGUCGGACUCUAUUUCUUUGAGUAACAAAGUAUUUUCGCUAAGUGUCGCAGCAUGAGUCUGAACGAGCAUUCCCUGCAAGCGCUGUCCUGGAGGAAGCUGUACCUGAGUCGAGCUAAACUGAAGGCUUCCAGUCGGACUUCAGCUCUGCUGUCUGGAUUUGCUAUGGUGGCUAUGGUUGAAGUACAGCUGGACAACAGCUACCCUUACCCACCUGCUCUCCUUAUCGCCUUCAGUGCGUGCACCACUGUGCUCGUGGCCGUCCACCUGUUCGCUCUAAUGGUCAGCACCUGCAUUUUACCUAAUAUAGAGGCCGUGAGCAACGUCCACAAUCUCAACUCGGUGAAGGAGUCCCCGCAUGAGCGGAUGCACCGACACAUUGAGCUGGCGUGGGCAUUUUCCACAGUCAUUGGUACUUUGCUCUUCCUGGCUGAGGUGGUUCUACUCUGCUGGGUUAAGUUUUUGCCCAUUAAGCCUAACAAAUCCAGCAACAGCACAAUUUCCUCCGGUGUGGCCGCUGCCAUUACCUCCACCUCCAUUAUGGUGCCCUUUGGUUUAGUCUUUAUAGUCUUUGCUGUACAUUUUUAUCGCUCUUUGGUAAGCCACAAGACUGACAGACAGUUUCAGGAGCUGGAGGAGCUGUCCAACCUCACCAGGCUUCAAAAUGAGCUUGACAACAGAGGGGACUCUUCUAUCUUGCAGUCGCCAAGCUCACAUUUCCCAUAGUCGGAUACAGCUGAUGCACCUCUGUGGUGGAACUCUUGACUCCUUGGGAAUUCUCCAAGCCAGAAGCUGCAAU